CUGUGUGGUUUUUGCCUUUUGGUAACUGAAGAAAGAAAACAAAGAAGGAACCUCAUCAAGAAGAAGAAGAACAACAACAACGAAUCAAAACGGUGUCGUUUCACUCACCGAUCGCACCUCAACUCCGUUCACGUUCAACUCUCCGAUCGUUCUUCUCUGCUGUCUUCCGGCAUUUGUUCCUUGUGGUUUUUUUCAGAGGCGUUUUUUACUUGGUUAUGUGAUUGUGUGUGUUGUUUUUGAUAGCCGCUGAAGAAUUAUAUCUAUAUAUAUGGGCUGAGGUUUACUUUUCAUGGGAGGUGUGGGGGAUGAAGAACCAGCUUUGAAACGGAUGAAAUUUUCCUCGAAAGGAAAAAUUGGUUUGUCUAACGGCUGUUCUUCUGUGGAGCCUGUUGGUGGAGGCUUGUGCAGCGACUUGAUGGCUCGGCCCCUGCCGUCCGAAGGGGACGAACAAGUUAUUGGCUCCAAAGGGGUUAUAAGGAAGGAGGAGUUUGUCAGGAUAAUCGCAAAGGCGUUGUACUCUCUUGGUUAUGGAAAGAGUGGUGCGCAUCUAGAGGAGGAGUCUGGGAUACCUCUACACUCGGCUGCUGUGAAUCUGUUUAUGCAGCAAAUACUUGAUGGGAAUUGGGAUGACAGUGUAGCUACAUUGCAUAGGAUUGGUCUAGCGGAUGAAAGCAUUGUUAGGGCGGCCUCGUUUUUAAUAUUGGAGCAGAAGUUCUUUGAACUUCUAGAUGGGGAAAAGGUCAUGGAAGCAUUGAAGACACUGAGGACAGAGAUUGCUCCACUUUGCAUUAAGAAUAGUAGAAUCCGUGAACUUUCUUCCUGCGUAGUCUCUCCAUCUCCUAGGCGAGAUGUUGCAAGGGUGAGGUCUAGGUCAAAGCUUCUGGAGGAAUUGAAAAGAAUGCUACCCCCGACUGUAAUGAUACCUGAAAAGAGAUUAGAGCAUCUAGUUGAACAAGCCCUUAUGGUGCAACGAGAGGCUUGCCCCUUCCACAACUCAUUGGAUAAGCAGAUGUCAUUAUAUUCGGAUCAUCAUUGUGGGAAAGCUCAGAUACCUUCUAAAACAUUACAGAUAUUAGAAGCACAUGAUGAUGAAGUCUGGUUUGUACAAUUUUCACACAAUGGGAAGUAUUUAGCUUCUGCAUCAAAUGAUCGAUCUGCAAUAAUUUGGGAGGUUGGCAUGAAUGGCGAGCUCUCCGUAAAGCACAAACUAUCUGGUCAUCAGAAAUCUGUUUCUUCUGUCUCAUGGAGUCCUAAUGACCAAGAGCUACUCACAUGUGGAGUGGAGGAGACUAUCAGGCGUUGGGAUGUCUCCACUGGUAAGUGCAUCCAAAUUUAUGAAAAAGCUGGGGUUGGCUUAGUCUCCUGUACGUGGUUUCCAAGUGGGAAAUAUAUACUUUCUGGCUUAAGCGACAAAAGCAUUUGUAUGUGGGAAUUAGAUGGGAAAGAAGUGGAGUCUUGGAAAGGUUCAAAAACCCUUAAGAUUUCUGACUUGGAAAUAACGGGUGAUGGGGAAGAGAUUAUAAGUAUUUGUAAAGACAAUGCCGUGCUGUUGCUCAACAGAGAAUCAAAAGAUGAGAGAUUUAUUGAAGAGUAUCAGACAAUAACAUCCUUUUGUUUAUCAAAGGAUAGUAAUUUCUUGUUGGUUAACCUUUUGAACCAAGAAAUACAUCUCUGGAACAUUGAAGGUGAACCUGAGCUUGUUGGCAAGUACAAAGGUCACAGGCGCAGCCGAUUUGUUAUCAGGUCUUGCUUUGGUGGACUUAAGCAAUCCUUCAUAGCUAGUGGAAGUGAGGAUUCACAGGUAUACAUAUGGCACAGAAGCUCAGGGGAGCUUCUAGAAGCAUUGCCUGGACAUUCAGGAGCUGUCAACUGUGUGAGCUGGAAUCCGGCAAACCCUCACAUGUUAGCCUCGGCUAGUGAUGACCGGACAAUCCGGAUAUGGGGCCUAAAUUGUCUGAAUGUAAAGUACCCCAAUGCACACAGCAAUGGCAUCCAUUACUGCAAUGGGGGAACAUAGAACAACAAAGUCAAGACUCAUUUCAUUUGAUUUCUCUUUUCUUCUUUAUCAUUGCAAUUGUGUAAAUACCUUUACUUAUCACCACAAGUAGAGACAUUCAUAUCAAACAUGCUUGUGACUUUCCAUAUUUCUCACAAUAAAUCCAUGUUCUAUUUA
This is a messenger RNA of Arachis stenosperma, 2173 nucleotides long. RefSeq names its product WD repeat-containing protein 26 homolog. Bases 290 to 2017 code for a protein of 575 amino acids. Lineage: Eukaryota; Viridiplantae; Streptophyta; Magnoliopsida; Fabales; Fabaceae. Gene Ontology annotation, molecular function: protein binding. The transcript has 5 exons. The record is from RefSeq and is a predicted model, not a curated record.